CUUUGAUGGUCAUUGUUUGUCUAGUUGUGUACAGUAACACACCCACACACACUCUGAAUGUCGUGUAUUGUGUAUACACCGGCUGGCUGCACUGCGUGGUGUGUGUGGUACCGUUUGGUUUCUGUGGGGAGAGGGUGGCUUAAAAUGCUUGAACUAUAGCUGGUGUUCAGCGUUAAUUUACUCGUACAGUUAAUUUGUUUGGAUAAAAUGUGCGGUAUUAAUUAGGUUGACAAACAACGUUUCUCCGGUAGGUGAUAGACAAUUACAUUAUAAGAAAUGCUGAGACAUCUUACAAAAAAUGCUAGAGACAUAUUUGGCAAAUUUAGUUUUAAAAAUUUUGUGAAUACCUGUGAGUUACGCAAGGUCAGUUCAUGUAUAAUCAAGUCGAGAGGAGCAACUUCAUAUUAUGCAAAUAGUUUACAAAGUAGGAAAUAUGUCAACAACCGCCUUGGUGAUGCAGGCGUCAAUACCAAUAGCGAAGAUGGAUUUGGACGAAAUAAAAAAGAUUCAUGGACAGAUUCCAUACACUUGGAGCAUUCUGCACUUGAAUUUUUGGGAUGGAGUACAGCAUUGGCCAUAGGAUGGUGCAUGAGCCAGCCAUUUUUCCGAAAGUGCAUUCUACCAUCUGAUGGAAAUAAAUUUGAUAAAGCAGGACUUGCUCCCAAUUUGACAAGAACGGUAUUUGCUCAGCCAAGUACUGAAAUAAAUAAAACUAACAGAAGCUUCAGUUAUGAAGUGACAAGAAGUACCAUUGCACAACCAAUUGUUGGAGUAGCUAAAAAAGACAGUCUCUCCACUCAGACUACAGCUCACAGAGUUGAAAAUAGUGCAUGCAGUACACUAACAGUGCAAGAGGCUCUGGAUAAAGCUACAGACAAUUUAGCACAAAUUCAGAAAGCACUAGCUGGUGCUGUUGAUAAUAAGCUUGGAGUGAAGCACAUGGAAUCAGGAAAAAAGAAGCUAGCAGCUACAUACUUUCUAAAAUCAGCAAAGCUGGGCAACAGAACAUCUAUAUUUAAUAUGGGCAUUUGCUAUGAAAUGGGCCUUGGUGUAGAGAAGGAUUUGACUCAGGCAGCUUCAUAUUACAGAAUGGCUGCAGAGAAAGGACAUCCAACUGCAAUAUACAAUCUUGGUGUUUUUCAUAUGUAUGGUUUAGGUGGUGUUGCAAAGGACCUCUCUCAUGCUCAAGAACUUUUCAAGUAUGCUGCAUCACUUGGUCAAAGGGAAGCAAAGGAAGCAUAUACCAAACUUUCAUCUUAUUUAGAAAGAAAGCAAAGGUUAAAGCAAUCCACAGAUAUGUCAGCACAGUGUACAAGUAGCAUAAAGUUGUCAGAAACAUCAUCAGAUAAGAAAGCAACCCUCUUAACGGAUAGACUGUCUGCUAAUGUAUUAUAUCACAGAUCUAAAUUUAAUGAAGUAGUAGUGCCAACUACCAGUGCCCAUGAUAAGUGGACACAAGAUUUUAUUAAUAUUGUCUCUUAUUUACACAGGCCAGGAUAGAACUCCAAUAGAAAAUUUCUUUCAGUCUCUGCCACAAGUGCAAGUGACAUUACUUGUGUUUGAGGAUUGGGUGGGUGUGAGUCAAGGAAUUCAUACUCUUAUUCAAGCAUUUUUGAGGACAGGUCUGAGUUUGAUAGAGGAAUUUUCAUUGUUAAUCUUUGCUAGUGAUUUUAUGGGAAACUAAGCCUCAUUUGGGGUUUUUGGCUGCAUAUUUAGCUGUGGUUAUAUCCAAGGCCACAUUUAAGAAGCACAAAAAUGGUGAUAAUGAGAUUUUAGAGGAAGAACAAUGUUUUUGGAAAAACUUAAAAAUUUCUGAGAAAUAUUAGUAUUACUUUUGGGUACUAUUAGUGUCUUACAAUUUUAGUGCAACUAAUUUUUAUUAGACCACUAUUUAUAAUGCAACUUAGUAUGCUACUGUUUAUUUCUUUCAUUUUGUGUUAAUGUGACAUGUGCUUUUAUAUCCUAAGAUGCAAGUCAAAUUUAAAAGGUCUAUGUUCUACAAACUUAGAGAAAAUUAAAUGUAAAUAUUUUGAAAAUUCUGAACUAAACAGCAGUUACGUGCUCUUUGACAUUUGGAAUACUCACUCAUUUUAGAGCCUGUGGCAGUAUUGAAGGCAACCACUGGUUAAUGAAUUUCAGUGACAAUUUUAAAUUGUUUUAUAAGAAUUGUUCCCUCCCUUAGGUCAUAGAUGGACCAACUAAAGAUACAGAAUCCUGUUGCAGGAAUAAUCUCACUUGUUGGGUUGUCCCACACAGGUAUCAGAUCAUCCCAUUGCAUAUUUAAAUAUCUGGGCUUUUCCCAUUUUUCAAACUGCCACUGUACUCAUGAUAAAAAUACAUGCAUCUAAUAAGUUAACUAACUACUUUUAUAGAGGUUGCAUUGCUUAUAAACAUUGACCUACCCAAUGUCUUCUUCCAUAUUUCUAUUAUUAAUGCCAUUCUUACUUAUAUGUGCCCACUUUUCUGUCCUUGAGUGUUAUUUCCAUGACUUUGAGCACUGUACCUUGUGCCUUUUUAAUCCACAUUUUACUACAUUUCUUCUUCCAAUAAGAUGGAGUCUCAUAAGUUACCAAAUUGUUACUUUGUUAUUCUACAAAUAGUCUUUCUACAUUGAAAUUAUGGCCAUAAAGUUAUUGACUAGUUUAUGUGUUGUCAUUGAGACAUCCUGUUUUGACAGAACAAUAGUAUCUUGUAGACAGGAGAGAGUGCUUGCCUUGUUAUAUCCAUUGUUUCCCUCUCUAGUACCAUUUGUUUGGAGCUCUGCAGAGGGAAGCCAAUUACUGAACAUCAACUUCGCUGCUACUGUUCACCUGAUUGUAACAUAAGCUUAUCUAAUAAAUUCAUGAUAAGUGACUCCGCAGCCAUUAUAUAACUUGUGUUUACAGGCAUGUUGAAAUUACAAUGUUCAGUAAACUCAUCUAUUACUAAUGACUCUUCCCCACUUCUCAGCUUGUUUUUCCCUAUUACUCUACAUCUCUGAUUAUAAUUUGAUGUAUGCUUCAUUUAUUUUGCAGUUUAAAGAGUUCUUCUUUCUGCUACUCACACACAACUGUAAUGACUGUCCUUCCUUGUUGUGAAAAAGUAUAUUCCCAUUUUUCUGUAUUUCAUUAUAUUUCUUAUUUUCACUUCAUUUAGUCAUUAUAUUUAUAUCUUUUUAUUAAUUUGGUUCAACUUACCUAUCUAAGUCACUUUAUGUGUCCAGAACUGUUUUUCCCCAUGCACAUUUAAAUGAGCAGUUGAUUCUUAUUCUUUCAGCAUGUUUUUCAUGUGUACAGGACUCAGUUUCAUUUAUUGUUGUAUUUAUAUUUUCUGUAAGUUUCUUCUUUGAGUUAUUGUUUGAGCAUCAUGUGGUUACCUUCACUCCCUCUUCGUUUCUUCUUUUUAUACUGCAGCUCCUAAAUCGCCCAUUGAUCCUGCAGUUCCGAAAUUUCGUUUCUGUAUUGUGCAUGUUUCAACCCUCAUAUAGUUCUUAUAGCCACUGAGUAUCGUCUUCUGUAAUAUCAUAGGAUACAAUUGACAUGGUUCACUGGCCAAACAAUUGUUGAAAUAAAUUCUUUUUUAAGAAAAGAAGUGAUCACUGAUAUCAGACUAAAAAUAAUAGUCAAACAAAUAUACUUGUCUUUUCAUUUAAUGUAAGAACUUGACAUUGUGAGGUGUUUAAAUUAGUGUACUUAAGUGGCUGAAAUAUUCUGCUUUUGACUUGUGAUGAAGUAUUCUUCUGUAGCUGAAACUGGUUGCCAGUGUCAACGUUACUUUAAAUGGUUUCUUAACUGUAUCUUCAGUGUGAUUCUAGUGUUAAAAAAAAAGGCACUAGUUUUGCUUUUAAUACAUAAACAAUGCUUCUGAUAGUAUCUAGUGGACUGUGUUAAAUUUUUAAAAUCCAGAGAUCUUGUGAAUUGUGAAACUGAAAAAAUAAAUUUUUGUGUACUUUUUA
Schistocerca cancellata (South American locust) is the source of this 3934-nucleotide messenger RNA. RefSeq lists its product as uncharacterized. Gene Ontology annotation, molecular function: protein binding. Bases 277 to 1500 code for a protein of 407 amino acids. Lineage: Eukaryota; Metazoa; Arthropoda; Insecta; Orthoptera; Acrididae. The record is from RefSeq and is a predicted model, not a curated record. The transcript has 4 exons.